Messenger RNA from Elephantulus edwardii (Cape elephant shrew), 1791 nucleotides. It is a transcript of the gene VPS33A, whose product is annotated as vacuolar protein sorting 33 homolog A (S. cerevisiae). The transcript has 13 exons. NCBI's taxonomy places the organism in Eukaryota, Metazoa, Chordata, Mammalia, Macroscelidea, Macroscelididae. The coding region runs from base 1 to 1791 and encodes 596 amino acids. Gene Ontology annotation, cellular component: CORVET complex; lysosome. Gene Ontology annotation, biological process: vesicle-mediated transport; intracellular protein transport. The record is from RefSeq and is a predicted model, not a curated record.
AUGGCGGCCCACCUGUCCUACGGCCGAGUGAACCUGAACGUGCUGCGCGAGGCCGUGCGCCGGGAGCUACGCGAGUUCCUGGACAAGUGCGCGGGGAGCAAGGCAAUUGUUUGGGACGAGUACCUAACAGGACCCUUUGGACUAAUUGCCCAGUACUCACUCCUGAAGGAACAUGAAGUGGAAAAAAUGUUCACACUUAAAGGAAGUCGUUUGCCAGCAGCGGACGUCAAGAACAUUAUUUUUUUUGUCAGACCCCGGCUAGAAUUGAUGGACAUCAUUGCAGAAAACGUGCUCAGCGAGGACAGACGUGGGCCCGUGAGAGACUUCCACAUUCUGUUUGUGCCACGCCGCAGCCUCCUGUGUGAGCAGCGGCUGAAGGACCUGGGGGUCCUGGGCUCCUUUAUCCACAGGGAAGAGUACAGCCUCGACCUCAUUCCCUUCGACGGGGACCUCCUGUCCAUGGAGUCGGAGAGCACCUUCAAAGAGUGUUACCUGGAGAGUGACCAGACCAGCCUCUACCACGCGGCCAAGGGGCUGAUGACCCUGCAGGCGCUCUACGGCACCAUCCCCCAGAUCUUUGGGAAAGGCGAGUGCGCUCGGCAAGUGGCCAACAUGAUGGUGAGGAUGAAGAGAGAGCUCACAGGCAGCCAGAACGCCGUGUUCCCUGUGUUUGAUAAUCUCCUGCUGCUCGAUCGGAACGUGGACUUGCUCACGCCUCUGGCCACGCAGCUCACCUACGAAGGGCUCAUCGACGAAAUUUACGGCAUUCAGAACAGUUACGUGAAGUUGCCCCCUGAGAAGUUCGCCCCGAAGAAGCAGGGGGAGAGUGGUAAGGAGCUCCCCACCGAAGCCAAGAAGCUGCAGCUCAAUUCCGCCGAGGAGCUGUACGCCGAGAUCCGCGACAAGAACUUCAACGCCGUGGGCUCCGUGCUGAGCAAGAAAGCAAAGGUCAUCUCUGCGGCCUUCGAGGAACGACACAAUGCCAAGACAGUCGGGGAGAUCAAGCAGUUCGUCUCGCAGCUGCCCCACAUGCAGGCAGCGAGGGGCUCCCUGGCCAACCACACCUCCAUCGCAGAGCUCAUCAAGGACGUGACGACUUCUGAAGACUUCUUUGACAAGUUGACCGUGGAGCAGGAGUUCAUGUCUGGAGUGGACACGGAUAAGGUCAACAGCUACAUCGAGGACUGCAUUGCCCAGAAGCACCCCCUCGUCAAGGUGCUGAGGCUCGUGUGCCUGCAGUCCGUGUGCAACAGUGGACUCAAGCAGAAGGUGCUGGACUAUUACAAACGAGAGAUUCUCCAGACGUACGGCUACGAGCACAUCCUGACCCUGUACAACCUGGAGAAGGCGGGGCUGCUGAGGCCGCAGUCGGGCGGCAGAAACAACUACCCCACCAUUCGCAAGACGCUGCGCCUCUGGAUGGAUGACGUCAAUGAGCAGAACCCCACGGACAUAUCCUACGUGUACAGCGGCUACGCGCCCCUGAGCGUGCGCCUGGCGCAGCUGCUCUCACGGCCCGGCUGGCGCAGCAUCGAGGAGGUUCUCCGCAUCCUCCCGGGACCCCACUUCGAGGAGCGGCAGCCCCUGCCCACAGGCCUGCAAAAGAAACGACAACCUGGGGAAAACCGCGUGACUCUCAUCUUCUUCCUCGGGGGCGUGACGUAUGCGGAGAUCGCUGCGCUGCGGUUUCUCUCCCAGCUGGAGGACGGAGGGACGGAGUAUGUCAUCGCCACCACAAAGCUCAUGAACGGAGCCAGCUGGAUAGAAUCUCUCAUGGAAAAGCUGGCCUAG